This is a messenger RNA of Anolis sagrei ordinatus, 1625 nucleotides long. RefSeq names its product TARBP2 subunit of RISC loading complex (gene TARBP2). Gene Ontology annotation, biological process: regulation of siRNA processing; regulation of miRNA processing; siRNA processing. Gene Ontology annotation, cellular component: nucleus; RISC complex; cytoplasm. NCBI's taxonomy places the organism in Eukaryota, Metazoa, Chordata, Lepidosauria, Squamata, Anolidae. The record is from RefSeq and is a predicted model, not a curated record. Gene Ontology annotation, molecular function: siRNA binding; pre-miRNA binding; double-stranded RNA binding.
CCUCUUUCCCGGCCAUUGUCAGCCGGGCUGGAGGGCGGCAAGCGUUGUGGUGGCGGCGGCGGCGGGGCAGGAGGAGGGAAUGAGCGAGGAGGAGGCGGAGGAGCCUUGCGGGAACGCGAGGAGCGGCGGCGGCGGCGGCAGUAUAGAGCAAAUGCUGGCCUCCAACCCCGGCAAGACCCCUAUCAGCCUGCUACAAGAGUAUGGGACACGCAUAGGCAAAACCCCCGUCUAUGAUCUGCUGAAAGCCGAAGGACAGGCACACCAGCCCAACUUUACCUUUCGUGUCACAGUCGGUGACAUCAGCUGCACUGGCCAAGGGCCUAGCAAAAAGGCAGCCAAGCACAAGGCAGCAGAGGUGGCGCUUCGGCUUCUGAAGGGAGGAAACAUGUUGGAGCCUGCUGCCAUGGAGGAAGCCAGCUCUCCUUUUUCUCUAGAGCCCCUGGCUCAGACCACCAUCCCAGCUGCCGCACCUGUGCCCAUCUUGCCAGUUGCAUCACCCAGAAGCUCCCCAUUGGAAAUGAAGUCCCCAGUAUCACCGCAGCAGUCGGAGUGCAAUCCGGUUGGGGCCCUGCAGGAGCUGGUAGUGCAGAAGGGCUGGCGUUUGCCUGAAUACACUGUCACUCAGGAAUCAGGACCAGCACACCGCAAGGAAUUUACCAUGACCUGCCGCGUCGAAAGAUUCAUUGAAAUAGGCAGCGGCACUUCCAAAAAGUUGGCCAAGCGGAACGCUGCAGCCAAGAUGCUGGUGCGAAUCCACAACGUGCCUCUGGACCCUCGAGAGGGCAGUGAGGCUGAAGUGGAGGAGGACCAGUUCUCUAUUACUGCAGGAAACAAAAUGGAUGGAGUGAAAGGGCGGGGAUCCGGCUGUACCUGGGACUCUUUGCGCAACUCAGCUGGAGAAAAGAUUUUGCACCUGAAGAGCAAUCCCCUUGGGGUGCUGAAUGCUGGUUUCUGCAGCCUCUUGGAGGAGCUCUCAGAAGAGCAGAGUUUUGACAUCAGCUACCUCGAUAUUGAUGAGAUGAGCCUGAGUGGGCUGUAUCAGUGCUUGGUGGAACUCUCUACGCAGCCGACCACUGUGUGCCACGGCUCAGCCACCUCUCGCCAUGCGGCCCGGGCAGAUGCUGCCCGCAAUGCCCUUCAAUACCUCAAAAUCAUGGCAGGGGGCAAAUGAGCCUCCCGCGAAUAGCACUGAUGACUUGGCAGCUGGGGAUUCCCAAACACUUGAGAUCCCCCUAAUUCUUUCCUUUCCCCCUUCCUGCCUGCUAAGGAGAGGGCUUCCUUUCCUUGCUAUGAAAUGGCAGCAAGGUGGGGAGACCGCUGGCAGGGUCUGCAAGAGGAAAAGCUCCCAAGUUCUGAUGGGUUGUUAUUUUCAGCAGGAAUCAAGACUUGGAGGGAGCUGGUUUGUCCACAGCAGACAAGAGGUUGAUGGCUCUGACUGGUCUUGAGGGCUAGUUGCUGGUACUGCCAUCCGGAAACCUUGGUUUUUCCCCUCCUCCUCCUCCUUUUCCUCCUCUUCCUCCUCCGUGGCUCACAUGAGGCCACCCUGGUUCUUCUUGGUCAUGAUGGUGGAACCAAACAUUAAUUCUGCUAUGGCUGGGAGGAUGCAAUAAAUUGGAUUUUUUAAA